Messenger RNA from Pteronotus mesoamericanus, 2363 nucleotides. It is a transcript of the gene ARL15, whose product is annotated as ADP ribosylation factor like GTPase 15. Lineage: Eukaryota; Metazoa; Chordata; Mammalia; Chiroptera; Mormoopidae. Bases 88 to 702 code for a protein of 204 amino acids. The transcript is spliced from 5 exons. Gene Ontology annotation, molecular function: GTPase activity; GTP binding. The record is from RefSeq and is a predicted model, not a curated record.
GCUGGCUUUGCAGGGGCUGCUCGCUCGCAGCCCAAGACGCAGCUUUUUUUCCGGGUUCGGAGCCGUUCCGGAUGCUUUAGGUGCCGGAUGACUGAUCUCCGGAUACCUGAGGCGUUUCUGUACAUGGAUUAUCUGUGUUUUCGAGCACUGUGCUGCAAAGGACCGCCACCCGCACGGCCGGAGUAUGACCUGGUGUGCAUAGGGCUCUCGGGCGCCGGCAAGACCAGCCUGCUGUCCCAGCUCUGCAGCGAGAGCCGCGAAGACGUCGUGGCCACCACAGGCUUCAGCAUCAAGGCCGUGCCGUUCCAGAACGCCGUCCUGAACGUCAAGGAGCUGGGAGGGGCCGAUCAUAUCCGGAAAUACUGGAGUCGCUACUAUCAGGGGUCUCAAGGGGUGAUCUUCGUGCUGGACAGCGCGUCCUCAGAAGGCGACCUGGAGGCGGCCCGGAGCGAGCUGCACUCGGCCCUGCAGCACCCGCAGCUGUGCACGCUGCCCUUCCUCAUCCUGGCCAGCCACCAGGACAAGCCGGCCGCCCGCUCCGUGCAGGAGGUCAAGAAAUACUUUGAGCUUGAACCCCUGGCCCGUGGAAAACGCUGGAUCCUGCAGCCCUGCUCGCUGGACAACGUGGACGCUCUGAAAGACAGCUUCUGCCAGCUGAUAACUUUGCUGGAAGAGAAGGACCACGACGUCGUGAGAAUGUGAAACCUGGCCGAGAAAACGGGUCCCCGGAGGCCUUGAACCUACCUUGUUAGUUUCUCAUUUUAAUGUUAUUUUGGUGUCAGGACGUUAUUAGAAUGGCUUCAGUCUCUGUUUUCCUCUGGUUAUCUCAGACUCUCAUCUCUCUGUUAAAGUGACUAUUCUGUACCUCGGUUGAGUCACCGUCGGCACUAACGACAAGCACACACUACUGAGAGAGAGCUCCUUCUCUGUUGACCACUAACGCUCUCCACCGCAUGCCUCUUUCUUCUGCGGUCGAAGCGCCUCCUGUGCGCUGAGACGGAUGGAGCUCGGGGCUCACACAAGUCCCGUUCCCUGGCGGAGGACUCAGGGACACUCAGAGCCCCGACCCACCUUCCCUGGGCUUAGGGCGGGGCGUGGUGUGACUGGGUCCCCCGGGAUAUGUGCCCCAUUUCAAGAUCUCUCGGGGGUUUUGUUUUAUCUUCUUGUAUUUCUUUGGUUUUUGUAUACUGGCCUUACAGACGAGGGGAGAGAAAUGAGCACCAAAAGCUCUGGCUAAUUUCCUUACGGGAAAGGAAUGCCCCGCCACGCCAGAGCCCCCUUUGGAGAACUUGAGGACCAGCCGCCUCCCGUCCCCUGCAUUGUGGCCGGUCCCGCUCCCCCUGCGGGCGCAGAGGCGUUGCUUGAGCCUCUGGGGGGGGGCGGUUAGAGGAGAUCUGGCCGAUGCUGCGGCGCCGAUGACAGUUCCGUCAGGGCCGCCGGUAUUUUUUCAAUGGAAAGUUUAUCCUGCAUGAAGUCAUAGGUGUCUUUUUCUAAAAAUCUUGUGUCUGAUUAAAAGAGAAAAAAUGAUUUUUAAAAUAAUAGACAAAAUUUUUUAAAACCGCCACAGGAAGCCUCGUCCCCGCCGGCGGCGGUUCAGGCCAGCGCGGCUUCGACAAACGCAGCGUCGCCUGUGCUUCCCUCAGGAGGGGCCGAGGUGGCUGCCGGCGCCCUGGCGUCUCCGUCCGGGUUUCCCUUACAGGCCUCUAUUUUCAGGGGUUUCCACGUGCUCGGGCCGCAGCGAGUAAAUAAUUUUAGGGCCCACAUUCAAUCUUUGGAACGAGAAUUUUUUUUCCCUUUAAAUGAUAAAAUGACCUAGAGAUAAAUGUACAGUUUUACUGGAGUUUGGCUCCUUUGACCUUUUCUAAAUCAGGAAUAAUCAAUGGGUGUAGAGGUUCAUGGUUGAAGUACCCUUUGAGGCAUUCUGUAGAUUUCUGGCCACUUAAACGACUACGUGGCCCGACCACAGGAAACAGCUCCCCUCACCUGAGCAAUAAAACAUGUUUUCGAUCGUUAGGUGGCCUGGCCGCUCCCCGAACCCCAGAGCCUCGCGUGGGGCCGCACCCGACGCAGCGCCUGGUCCUUCUCCAGGACACGUGCCACUUCCCUCUCGCUUUUGUGGUUUCCUCUCAUAGGCGGAUUUUAAUGAAAUUGUUACUUUUGAGACAUCGAACCCUUGCGUGAGCUUGUAUUUUUUAAUUGAAUGGAUCAUAAAAGAUUCCCGGGCACUUUUGUCUACGGCCUCCGUGACUCUUUUUACACUGUGUGGUCGGCGAGCGGCACAAAACUUUGACUCCGAUGACCAGUUGCACAGUCCCUGCCUCUGCCGUGUCCUGCGUGCUCGUCUCUGACAAAUAAAUGAUUAU